Molecule: messenger RNA, 673 nt
Organism: Biomphalaria glabrata
Lineage: Eukaryota; Metazoa; Mollusca; Gastropoda; Planorbidae
Exons: 5
Coding region: 95-412 (105 amino acids)
Source: RefSeq, a predicted model, not a curated record
GCCAAUAGGCAUUGUUAUUGAACAGAACACGUCUUCCAUUAUUAUAUGGUUAUAUUUCAUUAACAUUAAGUAUUUCUUUAAAUUCAAUAAAAAGAUGUCCUCCCCUAGUCCGUGUCAUAAUGAAGAUGAACACUGUUGUUGUUGUUUUGAAGUCAUCACUCAACCACCGCCCAAGUCUCUACUAGAACGACUGAAAGAGGGUUACCUGUUUAGUAUCGUUGCCAAUCUUCUGUUAGUUCUUCUGGUCGUCUUGGUUUGUGUAUCUCUAUAUGAGACACACACUCAUCGUCUGCUGUUUCAUGGCUGGAACCACUUGAACCUGUUUGGCGAUCCUUUCCAGGUGGACGAUGUGCUGGAAGCGCCCACGCCGAAAAAAACAGUUAGGCCACCGUUCCAUGAUGAGUACGACUAAACAUCACGUCAUUGGCUCAUGUGAAGUCAACAAUCUUUUUCUAGGUCAAUGUUCAAAACAUCACACAGUCACAGUCAUGGUGGAUUAAAAUCUAAAAGAAUUAGUUUUAUCUUGCAAGAAACGUAACCCGGAUAUCUCUACAAUUACGUUAUUAUGAGCCUUGGAUAAUCCACUUCGUAUAACCAUUGCUUCAACCUGAUGCUCUAAUGUUACUUUUACCAUCAAAUAAUAAACAAUUAAUAAAACAAAAAAAAAAUUUCA